Messenger RNA from Moneuplotes crassus, 1017 nucleotides. NCBI's taxonomy places the organism in Eukaryota, Ciliophora, Spirotrichea, Euplotida, Euplotidae. The record is from the annotation of a GenBank genome assembly.
AUGAAUUUUCGCGAGAAAUGCAGAAGCCAAGUUCAUCCUCCUCUUCAGAGAUUUGGCUACCUGAACAGGCGGUGUAGCUAUCUUCACCAGAUACCUUUCAAGCUAAACAAGGAUGAACUUGAUUUACAUAAAGAAGACUCUGUUUCAUCUAUUGAUGAAAAUGAGCCAGUUAUUAAUCUUUCCAGAGAGAGGUCUCAGGGAAAGCCCCAAGAAUAUUUCAGGGCUAGACUUGGAGAAAAGAUAAAAACUGUCCAUAAAACAGAAGUUGAGGAGACAAAGCAGAAGGAGAAGCUCAAGAGUAGGCUCCCUUUCAAGUCUUCCCCCUGGCCAAGGAUAAAAAGGGGCAAGAAAGUAGGUAAAUAAAUGCAAGAAGCAAGUUCAUAAUCCAGAGGAUAUUAUCUUUACCUCCAGAGAUGUCCGUGGCAGCGUCCCUAACUUCAAAUGUAAUAUCUCGUCCAUUAUGAAGAACAAGGGAGGCAACCUCGUUGGUAAAAUGGGUUAUCUUUGAGAAUCAGAUGUAAACAAGAUAGGUAAAUAUCACCCAAAUAUGAAGAUGUCGAAAAAGACUCAAGUUGAAGGAAAACCGAAGGGAAAACCUCAACUGAUUUUUAAGGAGAGAGUAUUUGGAAAGCCAAAGAAUGCUCGUGCCCAGUCUCAUAACUUGGGCCCGAGGCUAUUAAAUUAAGUCCUAGGAGUAUUCAAGCUACGGGAUAUGAUAAUUUGAGGCUCUUACCUUGCUAGAGAAGGAAUUCUAAGGCUCCUGUUUACCAAAUUUUGGGAAGAGUCCUUGAAAGCUGCCUUAAUAACUUUCAUUUCUUUAUUAAAGUACUCUAUUGAAUUUGCUAUUCAGAAAUUGUUAAGAAUAACCUCCGAUUUAUAAAUGAAAACAGCUAGUUCUUAUUCUUUGAGCCAAUAGAUAACUACGUAGUCUCAAGGGAUAAAGAAAUACAUCCUCGUAGAUGCUCACUAUUUGAAUCUUCUGACAAGUCAUCUCGUUCUGACAUCUUGGGAGCAACC